Messenger RNA from Mesorhabditis belari, 474 nucleotides. NCBI's taxonomy places the organism in Eukaryota, Metazoa, Nematoda, Chromadorea, Rhabditida, Rhabditidae. The record is from the annotation of a GenBank genome assembly.
AUGUUUCAGGCGUUUGGUCAGCUUGGUCUAACGUCGGUCAAUGCUCGGCGACGUGUGGCCUUUGUGGAAAGCGGCCCCACCUUUCAACAAUUCACUUGCCCCAAGGUGCCCUGUCCAGCAGUGCCGAAAUGUUGUGGUGGGAAUCUUGUGGUUAAAAAUAUGGUCACAAACACCUCACAAUGUGGCCUUCAAUUGGCUCCAGCUCAAGUUCUCCAUCCACUCGUUUGUCCGACGACUACAACCUCAACAACUCCACCACCUUGUGCCGGGGGUUGCGCUCAAAACUUGGCCACAUUCAAGAGGGCUGGCGAUGACGGGACUUUGACUUUUACCUACUCCACUGAUGCCGCCGGGUGCAUGACCGCCAAAUACCUCUGUCACUUUACGCCAAAGGUCCAAGUCUACUUUGCCAUAAGAUAUACAAACGCCACGUAUUUCGUCGACACGCACGAGAGCUUUGGACGACCGGUGAGU